AUGCCUGCCUUGACCGGCUCAAUGCGAGAUCUACCCUCUCACGCCUCUCCGGUCUACUCCCCUAGACCUUCGGCUGGUAAAGAUGUCUCACAGUUCGAUCUCGACAAUGGAAGAUCGGAAUCUCCACCCCCUCCAACCUUCGUCAGUCCAGCAUUCACUCCUCCAUCUACUCCAGGCGCAGAGACGUCGACAAGGCACCAAGAACCUCGCUCAAUUCCGGUUGAUACCGCAUCCCGAAGACCGCCAAAGCUUCUCGACACUCUUCCAGACGUCAAUUGCGUUGUUCGCGCAAGGAUACCUACGGUGACUGGCGCAGAGAUGUUUUUGCAUCUAUACCAAAAUAACGUGGAUGAUAAAGAGCAUUUGGCUAUUGUAUUUGGCAAUGACAUACGGUCAAGAUCGUUAGACGCGCCACGGUCUGGCGAAACAGAAAUGGAUCGCAUGAUACGAGGCGCAUACACGGGCAGGCUUCACCCCGGAAGAACAUCGAGUCGAUUUGAUCCAGAGCCACACCCGUCUACCUCUAUGCUGAUAGCUCAAACCACUCAUUCAUCACCCCUGGUCAGGAUACACUCAGAAUGCUAUACUGGCGAGACGGCAUGGUCUGCCCGGUGCGAUUGUGGAGAACAACUCGACGAGGCAGCCAGGCUUAUGUCUUUACCUUCGUCGCCUGGUGGCGUCAUUGUAUAUUUACGUCAAGAAGGUCGAGGAAUUGGUCUAAUGGAGAAGCUCAAAGCCUACAACGUACAGGAUCUUGGCUGGGAUACUGUCGAGGCCAAUCUCAUGUUACGGCAUCCAGCAGACGCGAGAAGCUACGGACUCGCCACAGCGAUGCUGCUAGAUCUCGGAUUUGGAGGAGAUGCAGGCAUCAAGCUACUCACGAACAAUCCGGAUAAAGUACGGGCAGUGGAAGGCCCUAAUCGCGAGGUCAUCGUUAAAGAGAGAGUGGCCAUGGUCCCUCUGGCUUGGAAGACAGGCGGAAAGAAGGGUAUACAUAGCGAGGAGAUCGAAGGCUAUCUACGAACAAAGAUAGCAAACCGACGGGAAACGGACCCCGCCGUCGACUCUACUGCAAACCGGCAAGCUUCCAGCAAAAAGAGACGGACAUCAACCUCGGGGCGAGGUGUCGCCAACCUCACCCCCGAGCAAUUGAAUAAGAAGCGGGCAAAUGAUAGAGAGGCCCAGAGGGCUAUACGCGAGAGAACCAAGGGUCAGAUUGAGAGCUUGGAGAGGAAAAUCCAAGAGUUGACCUCACAGCAACCAUAUCGGGAGCUUCAACAUGCUAUAUGGCAGAAGGAGCGGGUCGAAGCGGAGAAUGAAAAGAUCAAGACGACAUUGAACUCUGUUCUCGGCAUCAUACAGUCGAUAGUCGGUGGAAAUGGGAUCGUUGCAUCUUUUCCAACUCCAAGCCAUGAGCCGGGCGGCCUUACACCUACUCCGACAUCUGACAUCAAUGCUGGGCACCCAAUCAGCCCACAUACUUCCGUUUACAAUAACGUCCCUAAUGGUGCAUCGACUUCUUCUACAUAUACCGAUUCCCCCCGUCUGGCUCAGACGCAUACACCCCCUUUUAUCCCCCAGGCUACCUACACUUCACAGCCAAAUCCGUUCGCACCAGUCAAUGUACUUGAACGGCGUCAGCCUAGUCUCUCCCAUGGAUUGCAGUCUGGCUCCCCAGAUGAGAAACUCGACGUUGGAUCUGUGCUACAAAGUAUGCAGGAAAACCGCGAUAGGAGACAGCAAUACGAAAGUGACGGGACACCGUCGCUGUCGCCAUCCUCGGCCCUUCCUAUGAACCCUCUGAGUCCGAAUCAUAAUGCUCGUGAUAGCUAUGGGAACCAGAUGUUUGCAUGCUCAGUGCCUGUCCGAAAUAUACGUACCUGCCCUUUGGAUGGCCUGUUAUUAGACUUUCUCGGUGAACGACGACAAAGAGCCAUCGAAGGUAUGCCGAAUAGAGAGCUCGUAGGACCAGCAUAUCCGAGCGUGGUCUCCCUACUCAAGCCUCAAAGCAGCUUGACCUCGCACCCACUGUCGAAAAUGUUCACAGACAUGCUGAGCACCUUCCCUGAUUUAUCCACCCUUCCAGAGCAGGUCGCAGUACUGUAUAUAAUGUUCCUCAUCAUGCGAUGGCAAAUCUCCCCCACGCCAGAGAACUACGAUCGACUGCCCGAAUGGGUCACCCCCCGGCCUUCUCAACUUUUCAGUGUGCACCCUACUUGGGUAGACUAUCUGCCUUGGCCCCGCAUGCGAGAUAAAUUGGUGCAGACGUAUCCAAGCAUUCACUUCGACGACUUCUUCAUUCCAUAUACGACAACCUUGUCGCUGAACUGGACUUACGAGGCACCCGAUACUCUGCUUUCCAAGGAAGGAACGGAAGAGCUUUUCAUCAAUCCGGUGUUUGAAAGGCAUAUACGAGAUCUGAAGAACUGGACUUUGGGACCGGCCUUUGCUAAGGCUCAUCCUAGCUUGGCCGAGACCUGUACGAUUAAGCCGGAUAGUAGAAGGAGGAAUUCCAUUCUUCGCGUUCCUUAUCCAGCGUUCGCCAAAGAGCGCGGCUUCCCCCCCAAGGAUGUCACGCUUCCGGACGGCACCAAAGCGUACUGGUUGGGUAGUCCUUCCGCGGAGAAGGUGAUACUCUGGUUCCAUGGCGGCGGCUUCAACCUCCCCGCCGAACCCGGCCACCUCACCUUCGUCAACUCCCUCACCUCCCCCUCCGUCUCCGCCCUCAUGCUCUCCUACACCCUCGCUCCACACGCCAUCUACCCACGCCAACUCCAACAGGCCGUAGAGCUCCUCCGCCACGUCAUCACCUCCUUCCAUCACCAACCCGAAAGCAUCAUCAUCGGCGGCGACUCCGCCGGCGGCAACAUAGCCGUGGGCAUACUAUCUCACCUCCUGCACCCGCAUCCUGAAAUCGAGCCGUUGAGAUUCGAAGACGGGGCAAAGCUACGCGCAGCCAUCCUGCUCGCGCCCUGGGCGAGUUUCCGCCACGACUGGCCGAGCAGCAAAAACAACACGAGCAAAGACCUCGUGACAGACAAGGUAGGCGAUAAAUGGAGCAUGGCGUUCCUGGGCGGGCAGAAGAGGGAGGGGUAUAACGAGCCAUUGGCUGCGGAGGAGGGGUGGUGGCUAGGGUUGGAGGGAGUGGUGAAGGAGUGUCUCGUUUUGGGGGGUGCGGAUGAGCUUUUGGCGGACUCGAUUCGGGAGUUGGGGAGACGGUUCGCGGCCGUCCAUGAGGGGGUGAUGGUGGUGAUUGCGGAGGGGGAGUGGCAUGAUAAGCCCGUGACGUCGAGCCUCGGGAUGGGAGGGGAGCAGGAUGCGGCCAUCAGGAGCUUCAUUAAAUCACGGACUUGA
Letharia lupina is the source of this 3354-nucleotide messenger RNA. RefSeq lists its product as uncharacterized. The coding region runs from base 1 to 3354 and encodes 1117 amino acids. Gene Ontology annotation, biological process: riboflavin biosynthetic process. NCBI's taxonomy places the organism in Eukaryota, Fungi, Ascomycota, Lecanoromycetes, Lecanorales, Parmeliaceae. Gene Ontology annotation, molecular function: GTP cyclohydrolase II activity. The record is from RefSeq and is a predicted model, not a curated record. The transcript has 8 exons.